GAACCAGCAAAGAAAAAGAAUUACUGAGGGCAGUGUCCCUUUUUGAACCCUUCCAAAACCGUUCUCAACAAUAAGUUGUCUCCAAUUGUGCCAGUAUAGACAUUUAAUGUCUUGAGCUCGCCCACCAUGAAGCUGUGCAGUUCAAAUCUGGGUACUUUGUCUUCGAGACUUAUCAGACCAUUUACUCUCACCAUCCAAUGCACUCGUUGCUUCCACAAGAAUGCUGCCACGCCCUCUGUUCCUUCCCCGACGCCAUUCGUUCCCGACGUCCAGACCUUUCUUACCUUGAUCGGUCGUGAUAUGAAAAAGCACGCCAGCAAACUGUCUUCUUGGGACAAGCUUUUCACCCUCAACUCCACUGAACUCCGUGAAGUCGGCAUCGAGCCUGCGCGCCAACGACGAUAUUUACUUCGCAAACGAGAGAAGUUCAGGCAGGGUAUUUACGGUCCUGGUGGUGAUUUGGAGCAUGUCGUCGAUGGAGCUGCCCAAUUGCGAGUAGUCGCAGUGCCUGUGCCGGGCACCCAGACACCCGGAGGUGAGCGAGAGUCGAGCCCUCAGGAUUCCUCGGCCAACUUGUCACCCGGUACGAAACGAAUGAUUGUAAAUCUCCGGCCAGAUACUACCAGUUAUGAGCAUGAGCCCUCCAGACCCCUGAAGAAAUAUGCACAUAUGAAGAUACACCGUGGCUCUUUGAUUAGAGGACCGUUCCUGCAACCAAUCAAGGGAACAAACGGCAGCGCCGCUCUGAUCAAGGUCCAGGAAGGUAUGUGGGAGGAUAGGCUGGGACACAAAGUUGACGGUGGUGAGAGGAGACGCGCUGAGGUCCGCGCCAACAAGAGGAGCGAGGAACGGAGGAAAGGCACUGCAUAAGCUAUCUUCCUUUUUGUGUUGAAUCUGUGAUGUCUCAGACGCAGUUUACAUAUCUGUAUAUUACUCACCAUCACGCCCUGUAUUAUUCCAGCUUCAAUCACAAUGCUGUGUCCUACGGCCAGU
This is a messenger RNA of Aspergillus novofumigatus IBT 16806, 993 nucleotides long. RefSeq names its product mitochondrial 37S ribosomal protein mS41. The coding region runs from base 127 to 870 and encodes 247 amino acids. Gene Ontology annotation, cellular component: mitochondrion. The record is from RefSeq and is a predicted model, not a curated record. The transcript has a single exon. NCBI's taxonomy places the organism in Eukaryota, Fungi, Ascomycota, Eurotiomycetes, Eurotiales, Aspergillaceae.